ACCUCACAUAUAAACUUUUGUGAUAAGCGGUGAUGAGUGAAGUUUGUGGAUGAAGUGGAGGAGACACGGACCAGCUGUGAAAAAUUAAAGAAAACAAAGAGCAGAGCUGCGGUGAAACAAGCGGCGCUGUCUGACAGCCACGCGGCGUUUUCGCGUCAUUUUUUUUACGACCAUCAAAGCCAAAAUGUCCCUCCGCUACCACAACAAAGUUACGAUUGUCACUGGAGGGUCCAAAGGCAUUGGCAGGGGGGUUGUCAGAGUGUUUGUGGAGAACGGUGCUAAAGUGGUGUUUUGUGCAAGAGGAGGUGCAGCAGGUGAGGCUCUCGAGGCAGAGCUAAACAAAUCAGGUCCAGGCUCAUGCAAAUUUGUCACGUGUGACGUCUCCAAAGAGGAAGACAUCAAGAGAUUGAUCGCAGUCACAGUGGAGCGUUACGGACACAUCGACUGCCUGGUCAACAACGCGGGGUGGCACCCUCCUCAUAAAUCUACUGACGACACCACAGCGGAGGAGUUCAGAGAUCUGCUGAAUCUGAACCUCAUCAGCUACUUCUUGGCUUCUAAAUAUGCGUUGCCGUACUUGCGUCAGCGUCGUGGAAACAUCAUUAAUGUUUCCAGUCUGGUGGGAUCCAUCGGUCAGAAAGAUGCUGCACCGUAUGUCGCUACCAAGGGGGCGAUCAUCGCCAUGACAAAGGCGAUGGCUGUGGACGAGAGUCGUUACAACGUGAGAGUCAACUGCAUCUCUCCAGGUAAUGUGAUGACACCUCUGUGGGAAGAAUUAGCAGGACAGACACCAGACGCUGCAGCGGCCAUUAAAACGGGAGAAAACGCUCAGCUGAUGGGUCGUAUGGGGACUGAGGCGGAGUGUGGACUGGCUGCCCUGUAUCUCGCUGCCGAUGCCACUUUCUGCACCGGGAUAGACCUGCUGCUCAGCGGAGGAGCCGAACUCAACUACGGCUUCAAGAGUCAGAUCCCAUCCUGACUCCUCCGGGCCUCCAAAGACUCCUCAUGGUUGUUGGAUAGUUGGUUUAACAGAUAAUUGUUUUAAAAAGCAGAUUAUACCAGUGGAGGAAAGUAACUAAGUACAUUUACUCAAGUACUGUACUUAAAU
This is a messenger RNA of Thunnus maccoyii (southern bluefin tuna), 1108 nucleotides long. RefSeq names its product hydroxysteroid (17-beta) dehydrogenase 14 (gene hsd17b14). Gene Ontology annotation, molecular function: estradiol 17-beta-dehydrogenase [NAD(P)+] activity. The record is from RefSeq and is a predicted model, not a curated record. Bases 185 to 979 code for a protein of 264 amino acids. The transcript has 9 exons. Gene Ontology annotation, cellular component: cytosol. NCBI's taxonomy places the organism in Eukaryota, Metazoa, Chordata, Actinopteri, Scombriformes, Scombridae. Gene Ontology annotation, biological process: steroid catabolic process.